Molecule: messenger RNA, 1369 nt
Organism: Filobasidium floriforme
Lineage: Eukaryota; Fungi; Basidiomycota; Tremellomycetes; Filobasidiales; Filobasidiaceae
Product: protein arginine n-methyltransferase
Exons: 12
Coding region: 89-1159 (356 amino acids)
Biological process (GO): peptidyl-arginine methylation
Cellular component (GO): nucleus
Molecular function (GO): protein-arginine N-methyltransferase activity
Source: RefSeq, a predicted model, not a curated record
CAGCAGGAGUGUUCAACAUUCCAUAGAUACCACUUGAUAAACUCCUGCAUUGAUACGACCCACCAUACCUCAUACACAGCAUCACUCAAUGGCCCACAUGCAAGUAGACGCCCCCGCAACCUCGUCCACCGCUUCCACCAUGCCUCCUCCUACUCAGGGAACCGACGGCGUCGAGGUCGCUGCCAUGACCAGCAAGGACUACUACGCCGACUCGUACGCUCAUUUCGGUAUCCACGAAGAGAUGCUCAAAGACACCGUCCGAACCCUCUCUUACCGAAACGCCAUCCUCCAAAACCCUCACCUGUUCAAGGACAAGGUCGUCCUCGACGUAGGAUGCGGGACGGGAAUCCUGUCCAUGUUCUGUGCAAAGGCUGGGGCCAAGAUGGUCAUCGGGGUGGAUAUGAGUAAUAUCCUGGAUCAGGCUCAGAAGAUUGUGGAGAAGAACGGGUUUGCCGAUAAAAUCACCCUGAUCAAGGGAAAGAUCGAGGAGAUCGAGCUCCCCGUCAAGGAGGUCGACAUCAUUGUAUCAGAAUUCAUGGGAUACUUGCUCAUCUUCGAGUCGAUGACCAACUCGGUGCUUUACGCUCGUGAUCGAUACCUCAAAAAGGACGGCCUGUUGUUCCCGGAUCAGUGUACCAUGUACUUGGCCGCUAUCGAGGAUGCUGAUUACAAGGAGGAGAAGAUCGGAUUCUGGAACGACGUCUACGGGUUCGACUACUCCCCGAUGCUCCCGAUCGUAUUGAAGGAACCUCUGGUGGAUUGCGUCGAGCUGAAGAGCGUCGUCACCAAGCCUUGUCUCAUCAAGGACAUCGACCUGAAGACGGUCAAGAUCGAGGAUCUCGACUUUACCGCUCCGUUCGAGCUGGAGGCUACUCGACAGGACUACGUCCACGCUUUCUUGGGUUGGUUCGACACCCACUUCAACGCUUGUCACAAGCGAAUCUCGUUCAGCACUGGACCCCACGCCAAGUACACACAUUGGAAGCAGACCGUCAUGUACACCCAGGACACCAUCGCCGUCAACGAGGGCGACAAGAUCACUGGUGUCUUUUCGUGCAAGGCAAACGCGAGGAACCCGCGAGAUCUCGACCUCGGCAUCGAGUACGAGGUCAAGGGACAGCACCCGUCCAAGGACAGCUUGCAGUACAAGAUGUCGUAAACCCCAAAAAUCCCCAUCGCGACCUUUUCUCCCUCACACCCCUCCUCCCUCCAACAAACACCCUUGGUCAUCUUUUCGCUCCCGCCCCUCUUCUUUCUGCGAUCUCUGGCAUUCAUGUGCGCUGUUACGAAAUGUUGUUUGGGUAGCAUGCAUAGGCUCAAGCUUCCGUUCGAUAUGAGAUGAUGACACCAUGCGAUUUCGUGAGGACCC